This is a messenger RNA of Guillardia theta CCMP2712, 414 nucleotides long. RefSeq lists its product as hypothetical. The record is from RefSeq and is a predicted model, not a curated record. The transcript is spliced from 4 exons. NCBI's taxonomy places the organism in Eukaryota, Cryptophyceae, Pyrenomonadales, Geminigeraceae. Bases 1 to 414 code for a protein of 137 amino acids.
AUGAAGAGGAUUUCUUACCAGGUAGGAAGCGGAAAGGUCGCCAUAUCCCAAGGAGACAUCACCAAGUUCAAAGGCGACGCCAUCGUCAACGCAGCCAACGAGCGCUGUCUAGGAGGAGGAGGGGUAGACGGAGCGAUCCAUCGAGCAGCAGGGGAGGAGCUGUACCAGGCCUGCCUGAAGCUCGAAGAGGUGGAGGAGGGGGUGCGAUGCCCGACCGGUCAAGCCGUCAUAACUCCGGGGUUCAAGCUCGACGCUAAGAACGUCAUCCAUACCUCCGCCUACCGCUCAAGCUUGCAGCUCGCCAACGAGCAUAACCUCAAGAGCAUCGCCUUCCCGGCUAUCAGCUGUGGGGUCUUCGCCUACCCUGUGAAAGAAGCAGGAACGCUCUCUCACUUGCAACUUGUCGCUGGUUGA